This is a messenger RNA of Coregonus sp. 'balchen', 1120 nucleotides long. The record is from the annotation of a GenBank genome assembly. NCBI's taxonomy places the organism in Eukaryota, Metazoa, Chordata, Actinopteri, Salmoniformes, Salmonidae.
GCUCCAGUGGUGGCGUCCUUUCCUCAUUUCUACCUGGGCGAAGAGAAGUACUCUAACGCCAUUGAAGGACUGAAUCCUGUGAGAGAUCACCACCAGACCUACCUGGACCUGAACCCGGUACACAAACCUCUAGCAUUCACUUCUCUGGGGCCUGCCCUAGAGUAUAAUAGAUAAUUUACUUUAAAAUGCAUUGUUGCACCAUCUAGUGCUACAUUUGUGGAAUAGAGAAUUGCACCAACUGUAAAAUAUGAAAUAAUGUUCCCAACCUACCAGCCUAUUUUUAUUCAUGUUUAACCUAGAUAUAAAUCAUGUAUCCAGUACAUUGAGCGUUACACCUGCAGUUCACAUGGCUCAUCAAGUGUGUAUGUGUUAUUCUACACUUCCAGACCACUGGUAUUCCUAUCCGUGCCAGUAAGAGGGCUCAGAUCAACAUCCUCAUCAACAGAAUCUCUGGCUUCCCGUGAGAUAUCACAAAUCCACAACCACAACCCAAGUUCAAAUAGCUAAAGGCUUUUAUAAUCUUUGUUUUUAUAUGAUUUCCUUCCAUUGUUUAAUGAUUUCCAUAUUACAACCACCAAGUUCAACUACUGAUAUACUCUUUAUUAUUUCUAUAUUAUUUCCUUCCUUUGUUUAAUGAUUUUCUUACAAUCUCUUCUCCUUCACAGGAAAACCAAAUCCCUGAAUGAGACCAUCUUCCCUGUCAUGUUUAUCAAUGAGGUAAGAAGAUCACAUCAACUCCACAAAAACAUACAACUUUGGGAGAAUAUGAAAUUUGAAAUCAGAAAAUAUGUUUUAAUCUGAGCAUUGAUCGCAAAUUUGCAAUGACAACUUUGUCCUUUUCGAUUGUACUGUAUCACGUUACAGAGCAUUGUGCUGUGAGUGACACCCCCAGAUAGUAGACUGUCAGUGAGUUUACAGUGUCUACUCUCUCUACUGAUAUGUUAUGCACCUUCUUUACCCCCUUCUUCAGACGGUGGUGAUAGACGACACGUCGGCUGCGAAGCUCCAAAAGCUGUUGCUGAUGGUGACGUUGGUGUCCAACUUCCCUCUCAUCAUUGUUGGUCUGGGGGCCAUCCUGCUGCUGGUGUUCAUCUGCCUCGUCGUCCGUGAAUGCAAACAG